Molecule: messenger RNA, 240 nt
Organism: Effrenium voratum
Lineage: Eukaryota; Dinophyceae; Suessiales; Symbiodiniaceae
Source: the annotation of a GenBank genome assembly
AUGGAUAGCACCAGCGCGGACCCGCAGAACCCCAUCAUUUGGAGCAACCUGGGAGCUGCGCAGAUGGAGCUGUGGCACCUGGAUGCUGCUGAUGAGGCGUUGUUCAAGGCAGCGGACCUUUCGCAGAGCAACGAGCUGGUCGUCCACAAUGUCAAAGAGCUGAAACAGCGAGCUGGGACGAGCCAGAUCUCCUCGCGGGCUUUGGUCGACCUGUGGUUCGGGGAGGAGAAGACGUUCUGA